GCAAAGAAUGUCCGCCCUAUGUUCCAUUUUUUCUCGCAUUCGUACAGUCUGAUUGGAUAAAAACCGUGAAGGACAAGUUAAUUCGUUCAUCACUCUCAUCUCCCGGAAAAAAUCCACCUUUCACGAAAAAUUUGGAACAGGCGCGGCCCGAAGUAGACCGGUGAUUGUGGAGGGCUUUCAUUGCUCUUUUCCCUCUGUGUGUUUUGAACAUGGAACGAGACGCUAAGGGGAUGUGUCCCUUUGUGGAAGAUAGUUUCAGCCGCUUCUCGUCACAGAGUAACAUAUACGGGUUGUGCCAGGCCGAUGACCAGGACCUGCUUGCGGCAACACUUAAAGGCAAAGUUGUAUGUUUCAAGUAUCAAGAUUUCCGACAAAAAAUACGUCCAGUUGCCAAAGAAGUACAGUUCACCUAUAUCCCAGUUGAUGCAGAGAUCGUGUCUAUUGACUCAUUCAACAAGUCCCCGCCCAACAGAGGCCUGGUUGUUGGGAUCACAUUUAUCAAGGACUCUGGUGAUAAGGCUAGCCCAUUCCUCAACAUCUACUGUGACUAUGAACCGGGGUCAGAAUUCAACCUGGAGUCCAUUGCACAAAGCUGUUUGAACCUGGAGCUACAGUUUACCCCCUUCCAACUCUAUCACACUGAGAUACAGUGUGCUGAUGGCUGCUUUGAAACUGUAUUUCUGCUGAGUGGGCAUGACCAGCGCAUACACCUAUACAAAGAGAAUGCCUCACUGCACCAAUUUGAGGAACACCCAGUGGAGAGACUCUUCCCAGAGCUGCAGGAACUGCCCAGCAAUGUGCUGUGGCUGGAUGUGUUGGGUAUACCUGGUGGUCGGCGGCUCUCUGCAUUUGGCUGUCAGAACGGCUGUGUGGGGCUUGCCCUGGUGGAGCAGACUGGACUUGAGGUUCUGCAGAGCUGGCGACUGCAGCAGGAUAGUCCAAUCUCCACUGUGCUGCUCUUUCCACUCCGCUCUCGACCGGAACCAGAACCAAACCCCGACACGGAUAGAAAAAGCAACAGUGAGAGCUACAAUCUGCUGGUGACCAGCACUCUGGAGGUAGCUGUGGUAUACAGGGAUGUACAAGUGUGUGGGAUGAGCCAGCCAGUCUGCCUCCAGGAAAGUGAUCAGUAUGACUCUGUACUCUGUUCACUUGUCACUGACCUGAACUUCGACGGACACAGAGAGAUUCUACUGGGCACCUAUGGACAGGAGCUGCUGUGCUAUAAAUUCAACCAUUCAGACAGGCGGCAGGGCUUAGGGGCAAAGGAACACUUUGAGCUUCUGUGGAGGCGGAGCUUCAAGAGUCCUCUGCUGUCAGUCACCUACCUGGACCUCACUGGAGAUGGGCUUAGGGAGCUGGCCAUUCUCACUCUCAAGGGGCUGCAUAUACUGCAGCACAGUCUGAGUUGGACUGCUGAUCUGGUCCUUGAGUGUCUGACCAAGAGGCUGACACUGUUGCACAAUGAGCCAGAGACCCAGGCUGCCACUUCUCAGAACAGUGAAGAGUGCACAGAUAAAGCCAGAGACUGCUGGGAUCCAGAGACGAAGGAACAGGACAUCACUGGACUUUAAUUUGUGCCACUCAUUUAUCAGUUUUCUCUUAAUUUCAUUGUUCGCUGUCUGUAGUGUUUCAAGGCAAUCCCCAUGCCAUUUACAACUAUAUUGAAGGAUUUCUUAGUUUUGCUAAUAAUGUGUAACUUAGACUUGUGUUUAAACAAAACAAAAUAUUAUCUGUACAAUUGUGCAAAGUUAAAUGUUAAACUAUUUUUGUUCUCCUGCUGCAGUUCCUUGGCUGACCACAGGGAAGCAAUGUUGGAUCUGUUUUGUUAAAGCCACUGGCUAAGUAAUGGUGAAGUCUUUUUUCUGAACCUACAGAUUCUGUACAAGUGAUAUGAAACAGGAUAGGAACCGUUUUAAUGAGAACAAUGUGUGAAAUCUGGGAGAGCAUAAAUAAGAAGCCCAUGUAACAAAAUGAGAAUAAAAACCACAAUUUUAACCAGCACAUUUGAUGAUAGUUUUCCAUACAAGAUAUAACCACUUUUAAGAAGUAUAAUGAAAUAUGGUAUAAUGAUGUAUUUAUUUUCAUGAAUAAUGUCAUAAAUGCUGCAGUGUAAUCAGAUAACAUAUAAAUCCAUAACCAGAAAA
Messenger RNA from Anguilla anguilla (European eel), 2147 nucleotides. It is a transcript of the gene kptn, whose product is annotated as kaptin (actin binding protein). Gene Ontology annotation, molecular function: actin filament binding. Gene Ontology annotation, biological process: negative regulation of TORC1 signaling; actin filament organization; cellular response to amino acid starvation. Lineage: Eukaryota; Metazoa; Chordata; Actinopteri; Anguilliformes; Anguillidae. Gene Ontology annotation, cellular component: lamellipodium; actin cytoskeleton; KICSTOR complex. The transcript has 12 exons. Bases 210 to 1574 code for a protein of 454 amino acids. The record is from RefSeq and is a predicted model, not a curated record.